Camelina sativa (false flax) is the source of this 831-nucleotide messenger RNA. RefSeq lists its product as uncharacterized. The record is from RefSeq and is a predicted model, not a curated record. Lineage: Eukaryota; Viridiplantae; Streptophyta; Magnoliopsida; Brassicales; Brassicaceae.
UUACAUACAUUUAAUCCUUUGUCUUCUUUUUAAAUCUUCUUACGAAUCAUAAAGCAGAAAAUAAAGAACGAUAUAUAUGGCGAAAACCCCAAAAAAAGAUCAGCAAGGACGACGAUAUGGGCAUUGACGAAGAGAAUAAGGAGGCGAUGAUGAUGAUCACAUCUAAACUUCAACAUGUCUUAGCCGCGAAAUCGAGAAGGCUACAGUUCAUGUCAUCACCAUUAGUAAAAAACCACGUAUCACCGUCGUCAUCACACUUGUCGUCGUCGUCUCCGAACACUGAUGACUCAUUCUCUCGAGCUUCGGUUCCUUUCUCGUGGGAAGAAGAACCUGGCAAGCCUAAACACCGUAUUCUUCAUCCUUCUUACUCCAAGUGUCUUGAUCUGCCUCCGAGAAUGCUCCUUCCUGGUGACUUUGCCAAAAUGCACCUGACAGAGAAACAUCGUCGCCGUCUCGCGGGAUGGAAACGGUGGUUCCGGUUGAAGAAAGAGAGGGAUGGUGAAGGUCAUGUGGCCGGAAAGAGUAGAUUUGUCUAUCAAUCGGAUGAUGAAGAUGAAGAUGAUAUGAAGACGUACACAAGAACAACUGGAGGUCUCGACUGUUUCUCUUACGUCACUAGUUGUUACUUCUGGGAAGUUCCAUGGAAGAACAAUAAGCUACAAAAAUAUUGCUUUUGAGUUUUGAGAGACGUGUUUUACUUUUUAUAAAUACCAGUGGUUAAGAAUAUUAACACAGUACGUCGUCUUUAUAUACUUGUACCAAAUACUAUCGAGUUAUGGGCUUUUAUGGGCCUAAUGUAAUUCCACGAAAUCAUAAUGUAGUUAUCGAAUA